AUGGCUCCGUCACCUGAUGCGGGGAAUAAGAAACCUUGCGACGGAAAAAAUGCCGAAGCCAAAGGCCUUCCUCAAGGAAGCGAAAACCAAAAAGAAGGCGGCACAACGAGUAUGGAUCCAAAACCGGCUACUCCCGAAACCUCAGAUGAAUACCUUGCCCUCGGUGUCGAACAAGAAGAAGCCGGAGAAAAAUGGCGGGCUGGAGACGCUGCCAAGUCGCUGCGCUUCUUCAUGCGUGCCAUUAAUACCUACGAUGAAGGCUUGAUCAAGCACCCGAGUGCAUUUGACUUGGCCUAUAACAAUAGAGCUCGAGUUCAAUAUGAAAUCACACAGAAUCCGAAAUUGAAAGCCCAGCUGUCGGCCCCGUUGGGUGAUGUCCUGCAAGAGGCACUGGAGUCACAUAGAGCGGCGCUUGCUCUAGAGCAAGAUAAUCCUGACGCACUCUUCAACACAGGCCAGGUACUGACAAGCAUCGCUGAGAUAUUGACCGAUUCGAAGCAUCCAUCCGACGAGCGCCUUUCGCAGGCUGUGAAGAUUCUGCAGGAAGCGAUCGAGAUCUUCCAGCGUUGCCUGCUUCUACAGGAGCUGAAGUUUACGGAAAUGCAGGAACAAAUCAAACUACUGGAAUCUGCGGACGCCGGACACCCAGAGGUGGAGCCGCAGAACACACAGAAGAUUCCCGAACAAUCAUCGGAGUCGAAACAAACGGACGAGCAAGAACAAUGGGCUGCAAUUAUAGAACCAGUGACCAAGGAUACAUUGGUGGACACGGCAGUAGCACAACUCGAUACAUUGACAACUCUCUGCAACCUGCUUACAUUCAACCCUGGGGUCGGCCUGGGAUGGGUGGAGGAGUACUCAUCCGACCUACUGCAAAAGCGCAUCUCCACCUAUGUGGAGGGAUCGAGCAGACACUAUGAGGCAGCUUUGGCCCGAGCCAAAUUCACCUGCGGGCUGAACGAACUGCUCUAUAGAAGCGGCCAAAUCGAGGCUGAAACGUAUUCCGGCGAGAUCUCACAAGCUUUUGGCGCGGGUUUAGAUGUCUCUACCGAUCCGGGCGGUCUGUGCAGCAAAGCAGAUGCGCUGACGUCGUUCAACACUGCCCUCAUCGAUCUUCCUCCUUACGAGCCUGAAGCGUUCACGAGAGCGUUGUCAUUGCGGUGGCAGGCACUUUCUGCGGCACUGGACGCUCUCACAAAAGCAUCCAAGCAUCCCGAUGCAGAUGACUUGCCCAAGAUCCACCUAGCCAGGGGAGACGUGGAGAUAGCUAGGUGGAGACUUGGCAUGUCUCCCUGGAACUAUGCCAUGGCUCAGCAAUACGGUGCCACACUGCUGCGCAACGCGCAAACCUACUACCGAGGAGCCGCAGCACUAGCCAGGAGAGACGGAGCCUCAGAGGAGUUGCGGGACGGAUCGUGUAAAGAAGCCAUUGCAGCGGCUCUGGAAGGACAGAAGCAGAAGCUGGAGGAGCUCAGAAGAGCGGCGCCAAAGGAACUGAUGAUGGUAGCCGAAGACGUCGUCGAUGAUGGAUGGAUGAGCCCUGGUGAUAUGGAGGUGCUUCUGUCAUAG
Messenger RNA from Aspergillus uvarum CBS 121591, 1569 nucleotides. RefSeq lists its product as uncharacterized. Gene Ontology annotation, molecular function: protein binding. NCBI's taxonomy places the organism in Eukaryota, Fungi, Ascomycota, Eurotiomycetes, Eurotiales, Aspergillaceae. The coding region runs from base 1 to 1569 and encodes 522 amino acids. The transcript is spliced from 5 exons. The record is from RefSeq and is a predicted model, not a curated record.